CGCGGGGCGCCGUGGGUGUGACGGGCGCGGCGGCGGCGGCGGCGCUCGGGCUGUCGUCGGGGUCGGGCCAUUGUGAGCGGCGGGCGGCGGGCGGCGGCCAGCGCGCGGCCCCUCUGCGCCCCUCCCCGGCCCGGGCGGGCGGCGGGGGGCCCGGGCCCGCCAUGAACCCCGGCUUCGACCUGUCCCGCCGGAACCCGCAGGAGGACUUCGAGCUGGUGCAGCGCAUCGGCAGCGGCACCUACGGCGACGUCUACAAGGCACGGAAUGUUAACACCGGUGAAUUGGCGGCAAUUAAAGUCAUAAAAUUGGAGCCAGGGGAGGACUUCGCCGUGGUGCAGCAGGAGAUCAUCAUGAUGAAGGACUGCACGCACGCCAACAUCGUGGCCUACUUCGGGAGCUAUCUCAGGAGGGAUAAACUUUGGAUUUGCAUGGAGUUUUGCGGAGGUGGUUCGUUACAGGAUAUUUAUCAUGUCACGGGGCCCCUGUCAGAGAUGCAGAUCGCCUACGUCAGCAGGGAGACACUGCAGGGGUUAUAUUAUCUUCACAGUAAAGGAAAAAUGCACAGAGAUAUAAAGGGCGCUAACAUCCUAUUAACGGAUAAUGGUCACGUGAAGUUGGCUGACUUCGGGGUGUCGGCCCAGAUCACGGCCACCAUCGCCAAGCGGAAGUCCUUCAUCGGCACGCCCUACUGGAUGGCCCCCGAAGUCGCAGCCGUGGAGAGGAAGGGGGGGUACAACCAGCUCUGCGACCUCUGGGCGGUGGGGAUCACCGCCAUCGAGCUGGCCGAGCUGCAGCCGCCCAUGUUCGACCUGCACCCCAUGCGAGCCUUAUUUCUGAUGACAAAGAGCAAUUUCCAGCCUCCCAAACUGAAAGACAAACUGAAGUGGUCAAAUAAUUUUCAUCAUUUUGUGAAAAUGGCACUUACCAAAAAUCCAAAAAAACGACCCAAUGCUGAAAAGUUGCUACAGCACCCAUUUGUCACCCAGCACCUGACUCGGUCCCUGGCGAUUGAACUGCUGGAUAAAGUCAAUAACCCGGAUCAUUCCACCUUCCACGACUUCGACGACGACGACCCAGAGCCCCUUGUUGCCGUCCCACAUAGAAUCCACUCGACGAGUAGGAACGUGCGGGAAGAAAAGACACGCUCAGAAAUAAACUUCGGCCAAGUAAAAUUUGAUCCACCCUUAAGAAAGGAGACAGAACCACAUCACGAACUUCCCGGCAGUGAUGGUUUUCUGGACAGUUCAGAAGAAAUAUACUACACUGCAAGAUCUAAUCUGGACCUACAGCUGGAAUAUGGACAAGGACACUCAAGUAAUUACUUCCUAGGUGCAAACAAGAGCCUCCUGAAGUCGGUUGAAGAAGAAUUACAUCAGCGCGGGCAUGUGGCACAUUUAGAAGAUGAUGAAGGGGACGGUGAUGAAUCUAAACAUUCAACCCUGAAAGUAAAAGUUCCACCUCCUUUACCACCAAAGCCCAAGUCCAUAUUCAUACCCCAGGAAACUCAUGCUACUGAAGAUGAUAAUCAAGGAACAAUCAAGAGAUGUCCCGUGUCAGAAAGCCCGGCCAAACCUUCCCAAGUCCCACCGAGACCCCCGCCUCCCAGAUUACCUCCGCAGAAGCCUGUUACUUUAGGAAACGGAGUGAACUCCUCCCAGUUAAAUGGUGAACGAGAUGGUCCCUUGUAUCAACACCAGAACGAACACCGAGGCACAACUCCUUCACGAAGAGAAAAGAAAGAUGUGCCGAAGCCGAUUAGUAACGGUCUGCCCCCAACGCCUAAAGUGCACAUGGGUGCGUGUUUUUCAAAGGUGUUUAACGGGUGUCCCUUGAAAAUUCACUGUGCGACAUCAUGGAUAAACCCAGAAACAAGAGAUCAAUACUUGAUAUUUGGUGCUGAAGAGGGGAUUUAUACCUUGAAUCUUAAUGAACUUCAUGAAACGUCAAUGGAACAGCUCUUCCCCCGGAGGUGUACGUGGUUGUAUGUGAUGAACAAUUGCUUACUAUCAAUAUCUGGUAAAGCUUCUCAGCUGUAUUCCCAUAAUCUUCCCGGGCUUUUCGAGUAUGCACGACAAAUGCAGAAGCUCCCGGUCGCAAUCCCAGCGCACAAACUCCCCGACAAAAUACUGCCACGGAAAUUUUCCGUGUCUGCAAAAAUCCCCGAAACCAAGUGGUGCCAGAAGUGCUGUGUCGUGAGGAGUCCGUACACGGGCCACAAGUACCUGUGCGGGGCCCUGCAGGCCAGCAUCGUCCUCCUGGAGUGGGUGGAGCCCAUGCAGAAGUUCAUGCUCAUCAAGCACAUAGAUUUCCCCAUCCCGUGCCCGCUGAGGAUGUUUGAGAUGCUGGUCGUCCCGGAGCACGAGUUCCCGCUGGUCUGUGUCGGCGUCGGGAAAGGGAGAGACUUCAACCAGGUGGUGCAGUUUGAGACCGUCAACCCCAACUCGACCUCCUCGUGGUUCACCGAGUCAGACACCCCGCAGACCAACGUCAGCCACAUAACGCAGCUGGAGAGAGACACCGUCCUCGUCUGCCUCGACUGUUGUAUAAAAAUAGUAAAUCUCCAAGGAAGAUUGAAAUCCAGCAGGAAAUUAUCGUCAGAACUUACCUUCGAUUUCCAGAUUGAAUCCAUUGUCUGCCUGCAGGACAGCGUGCUGGCCUUCUGGAAGCACGGCAUGCAGGGCCGGAGCUUCAGGUCCAACGAGGUAACACAAGAAAUUUCAGAUAGCACAAGAAUUUUCCGGCUCCUUGGGUCUGACAGGGUCGUGGUUUUGGAAAGUAGGCCGACGGAUAACCCCACAGCGAACAGCAACCUGUACAUCCUGGCGGGCCAUGAAAACAGCUACUGACGUGUGUUCCCGGCACCUGAGCCCAGGGAGAAGGGGCCUGCCCUGCCCGGCCCGGCCCGGCCCUGCCCGGCCCCGGCCUCCCGAGGGCCUGAGGGAGACCCCGAGUUUGGUUCCGUGGUAUGGAUCUGUUUAGCAUAUUGAACCACACAAGUGCUUAACUCUUGUUAUGUAAUCUUUGUACAUAGAGGCAGUAUUUUUCUGUGAAAAUUCAGAUUGCUGAAGACAUACACUAAGAAUUUAUGUAGAUAAUGUACUUUUAUGAAAUGUACAAGUGUCUUUUCUGUACAAAUGUAAAUGUUGAUGAAAUGCAAUCGGGUUAAUAUUUAAGAAUUCUUCGUCCACUCUGGGCUGUGGCUGUGUCACGUGCGGGACACUGCGGUGAGGCGGCUCCUUCUAUUGAAUUUUUAUUCUAUGUAAUUUAGAAAUAUGGAUAUAAAUCUUGUAACUCUCAGAAUUGUUAUGGAGGCUGUAAUCAUUUUAUAAUCUGGUUUUUAAUUUUCACACAAGUACACUGGUGUUUCUAUUUGCACAGUAUUGGGACGUGGUGUAGUAAGUCACAAAAGGAGGCUGUGACCAUCUGCAGCUGCCCACAACUUCAGUUUUCAUGGAUUCGGAGUGCUUUCUCUGUGAAACAAGCCAGUUGGCCUGCCUGUGGCGAAACUGGCCUUUUUUAUACUUAGGCAGAACCCUGUGACAUUGCUCGUUCGUGCUUCAGCCUUUGACAACAUUUUGAAUCACAGGAUAGCGGUACCGUGAUGUAACACUACAGUUGUCUGAGUUAUAAUAUGCACAAAGAAUAAAUUAAUAUUAUUAAAGAGUCCACACUGAACAUUUCAUAUAAUCACAUUGAAGAACUAUAACAUUCCAUAGAAUGAAGCGAUUCAAAUUUUGAGUGGGAAUUUUUACUUUCGUUGGUCUUAGGAUUGUUUUCAUAUUUCUUUUGAUUUAGGGUAUUAACCUACGGCCAAAACAUUUAGUUACUACCUCACAUAACAGCAUGAUGGUGAAACACAUCACAGGACUUAGCUUUGGUUACAGACGUUCUCGGUUGUUUUUCCCAGUGGACUUUGUAUGUACCAGGUUCUAGGAAAAGGCACACUUUGGGCUCUUUUAUAUGCUAAUGUGAGUAUAUGCACACACUAAGAACAGCCUACGUGGUGAUUCAUGGUCUUCAUUUAUUUUACUUGAUAAUGCUUUUAAAAUAUGCUCCUCGUUGUACAUAGUGUAAAAUAAACAUUUUUUAACAUAC
Sorex araneus (European shrew) is the source of this 4095-nucleotide messenger RNA. It is a transcript of the gene MAP4K3, whose product is annotated as mitogen-activated protein kinase kinase kinase kinase 3. The record is from RefSeq and is a predicted model, not a curated record. Bases 162 to 2846 code for a protein of 894 amino acids. Gene Ontology annotation, biological process: protein phosphorylation. Gene Ontology annotation, molecular function: ATP binding; MAP kinase kinase kinase kinase activity. Lineage: Eukaryota; Metazoa; Chordata; Mammalia; Eulipotyphla; Soricidae. The transcript has 34 exons.